This is a messenger RNA of Cydia strobilella, 945 nucleotides long. RefSeq lists its product as uncharacterized. Lineage: Eukaryota; Metazoa; Arthropoda; Insecta; Lepidoptera; Tortricidae. Bases 224 to 667 code for a protein of 147 amino acids. The transcript has 4 exons. The record is from RefSeq and is a predicted model, not a curated record.
UCGUAAUCAUCGCUAACUGGUCAAAGAACUGAUAACAUAAAUCUCAAAAAGUUCGACCGCAAGUUCGGAAAAAAAGUUUCCGCGAUAAUCCUGGCCGGUAGAAAUAGAUGCCCGAUAAUUUGGAAGGGGAAAAGUUUGAGGUUAGGCUGUGGCUUGCUGGCGGCGGUGGAUCUGGGUGGGGUGCGCGGGCGCCGUCGCGCAGCGCAGCCCGCUCGGCUGGGCCAUGGGCAGCUCGCAUCGCUUAGCCGCCGUGGCCGCGGCCUCGCACGCACGCCACUAUAACCAUAGCCACGAAGUGUUGCAGACGGAGACUCCGCAUUAUAAUGUCAACAUACUCUUUAUCAGUGCGACGUUAUGCGGGGUGUUUGUAGCGGUGUGCGCCGCGUGCUGGCGACGUUCCCCGUCGUCGAACAAGCCUGAAGACGUGUCUGAAGUCAGCGGAGUCUACACUGUCAGCGGAGACAGCAGGCUUAACCAGGUCGUGGAACCCCCUCCCGGCCCUCCCCCCGCCUACGACACCGUGGUCGACUGCCCCGCCGAACCGAAGGACUGUUCCUUACAGCUACAGGAGGUGACAACAGAGCCUUGCAGCCGCUGCAAACCGGGCUGCGACAGCGGGCUGCCAUCAUAUGAAGCCGCCGUGAUGCUGAAAGACACUAAAUUAUAAUCCCGCGUGAACCCCACCAGCACUCUACUCUUUCUAAGUAAUACAGUUAUAAGGAGAUGGGUAUUCCACAUGGUGUCGCGGCACAUGCGCUUGAGAUUCAGGCCACUGAGCCUCUUAUAGCGUGUUGUAUGUUAUGUACAGUUUGUGUAGAAUACAACAGACAACGGGCUGGCUUCAUACAAGGUAGCUCUUAUGUUGGAAAACAAUAGAGCGUCCGAGUAACCCCGCCAGACGCAGGAAAAUCUCAGCAAUGGGCUCUGGUAGCGCGCUGUAUGUAU